Molecule: messenger RNA, 3385 nt
Organism: Pectinophora gossypiella (pink bollworm)
Lineage: Eukaryota; Metazoa; Arthropoda; Insecta; Lepidoptera; Gelechiidae
Product: fibroblast growth factor receptor substrate 2
Exons: 3
Coding region: 155-1708 (517 amino acids)
Biological process (GO): cell surface receptor protein tyrosine kinase signaling pathway
Cellular component (GO): cytoplasm
Source: RefSeq, a predicted model, not a curated record
AAAAGUUAAAACGUACUCAAUAAACACCUUUCACUCUACCACUUGUCUAAUAAAAACAAACAUUUCUUAUUUAACUAUUUAAUCUUAGUUUUAUGUAUUUACCAGAUGAACAAAUAUUCUAUUUACAUUCUUUCGUUUCUUAAAAGGUUAAACAAUGGGGUGUUUGCACAGUAAGAAGGAGACAUCUGAUUUGCAUCCAAAUGUUUUUCGUGUGGUAAACAUAGAUGAAAAUGGUGCGGAUCUGUGCUCUGGGCAGUUGGAAAUUACAGAAUCUGACAUAAUACUAUACAGAGAGGGAAGAGAUUCAACAGUUUGGCCGUUACAUUCUUUACGGAGAUAUGGAUUUGAAGGAGAAAUAUUCAGUUUUGAAUCAGGUAGAAGAUGUGAAACUGGUGAAGGAAUAUAUGCAUUUCGGUGUCGCAGAGCCUCUUUAUUAUUCCACACAUUACAACAACAAAUUCAGCUCAGAAAUGUUAUUCAUGAUGCGGUGCCUUAUCCAGUUUCUCGUUUAACACCCUCUCCUCAAGGUAGGCAGACUUUGCAGGCAAGUGUUGUGCACAGGUCUUCUAUAGAUAAUGGUCCACCAGAUAAUGCUGGAGCUGUUCAUAAUAAUAAUAUACCAAACAAUGCUAUGCACACCGGAUUAUCUCGUAACGUUAGUCAGUCCCCCAGGUCCCCUUCAAGUGUGGAUAUCCUAGAAGUGAUGCCUCUAUAUCCACGAUCACAGACAAACAGUAAUCAUGUUACUAAUGUGUAUCAGUUAAGGGAGUUCAAGAGAGAACAUAACAACAACCAAUCAGAUGUAGCUGCUGAUCAAGGCCAUGUUUAUUCUAAUGAUCUUAGUAGGGACUUGGCUAUCUUGAGGAAUACUCUAAGACAAGAAGCUGCAUUGAACACUAUGAGAGAUAUAGAAGAUGAAACAAGAUUUUUGGAAAGCAGGUAUAUGAAUGAGAAUGUUUCUAACAGACAUGCUAAUACUUUGUCUCCAACACUUAGUAACAGCAGUGAACACUAUGCACAGCUGAGCAUAGAGCAGCAGGAAUCAGCACGACUGUACAUGAACAUUACUCCCCCAGACAAAAAUACUGUUGUUCCUGAUGUCAACAAAAAUGAUGCUCCACCAACCACCCCUUUAACUCCUAAAGCGGUAGAAUACUGUAAUUUGACUGUAGGAGUUAAACCAGAAGUAAACACUUAUGCAAAUUUGUCUUUAGGAGAUAUGGCAGAUAGUGUAAAAAAUGCAAAGCAUUUUAUUCUUCCAGACCAUUACAAAUAUUCUGAAUCAGAUACAUUUAAUUCUAUGUCGCCAGUAGAAGAAUUGGAAGUUAACUAUGCAGUUUUAGACAUUGAUUCUAAUAAAGAAGCUGUAAAAGCGAAUAUGACUAGAGAUGUGGUUUCUCCUGAGAAUCAGUCAUACAAUAGUACUAAAAAUGAGAGUGUGGCAUUGUGUGCAUCACAGCCUGUGGGACUUCGGUUCGUGACGCAGGCGAGCCUGGAAAAGCCGCCGCCGCACCCGCCUACUCCCGCCACCGCAACACCCUCCGUGAACAUUGGCUAUACCACUAUUGACUUUGACAAAACUGUUGCUCUCACAUCUGUAGCUGCAGCCACUGAAGUGGAUUCAGAUGGAGCCAGAAAAACCAGGCAUAACACCUCUAACGUCACGUGUGGAAGCCCAAGUUCUGAUAAAAAUAAGCCGAUAAAUUAAGUAACUGUUACAUACCAAAAUUAUAAUAUACCAAAAAAUAUAGUAACAAAAAGAUUUAAAGCCAUCAUGAAGCCAUAAUAAUUUAAAAGUUAUUUGUAUUUUACAGAAAAUAGGUUAACAGCUAAUGACAAAAUUAUUUCACACAAAUGUAGAGACCUUUAAUUUGUUAGUACAUUAUUUUAUUUACCUAAGUAUUUGCCAUUUCGUUAAGACAUUUCCUUGUGAAAUAAAAUGUAUAAUAAUAUUAUAUGGUGCCAAAGAUUUAAGUAUAAGUAGUAAAAAGAUAUUUUAGAUAUAGUUAAUUUUAAAUAUUUUGCAGAAAUUUAUGACGCACUAAAAAAACAUGUACAAUAUCAAUAGAUAAAAUAUACUUUUGUUUCUAAAUCAGUUUUGAUGUCUUAGUAGGUAGUAUUAAUAAUGCCGCAAAUAAAUAAAUAUUUGAAUGGAUCACUACAAAGUUCUACAAAUGUAAGUAGAUGAAUAUAUCAAAUAUAAUUAUUUUUCAUAAUAAUAUGUUACUGAAACACCAAAGGGAUUGUUAGGACUAGUCUACUUAUUCGUAGCAACUAGUAGUGAAUAUGUUUCUAAUUUAUUGAGCUAUUUCAGUUGCAUUGUGUAGGCAACAAUUAAGACUCUUGUGAGAUAGGAUUUAGAUGCAAAUAUUUUAUUUUAAAAAUAUUUCAAUAAGUUUUUAUUUAUGCUGAGUGAUAUAAUUGUAUAGGAUAUUAGCAAGUACAACAUUAAUUGUAAAUUAAGAUGAAUAUUACUAGAAUGAAUCAGAAUGAAACAGGGUGCAUGCAACAUAUUUAGAUGGUUGAUAUAAAAUUGCAAGAAUAUUGGAGAGUAACAAAUGUAAUGUUCUAUUUUAUGUUGACUCAUGCAAAUAAUUUUAUAUGGCAUGUUAGAUAUAUUUAUAACUUCUGGAAAGUUAUAUUGUAAACCGUGUAAUGGAAUUGUUAUAGUGCUUCAACGAAUACCAAACAGGGAAGCUUUAAUUAUUAUAAAUAAAAGAGGUGUAUUCUGUGAGCCUAAGUAUUUAUUAUAAUGAGUUAAUAUAAUAUUCUAUUGAGAUUUGUCACCCGAAUCAUGUAAGUAAAUUGUUAUGAUAAUCGGUGUGUUUUAGCAUUAAUUACGUAAGUGUAUGUUAAUGUUCCUGUCUGCCCUAGGCCUAGUUACUAGUCUCAUAUCAAAUUCAGUUUAUUUCUGGUGCUCUUUUUGGAGUCUGCUUUCUACCUCAGGAUACUUGUUUUACUCUGUUUCUACUUUUUUAUUUAUUACACAGUGAAGGAAGCUAAUUUGUCAUUGAAAGAGUGGUAUUUGCUGUAAAACAAUCAUUGGCCACGGUUCAGGAUUUCUCCAGUAUCUGUAAAAUUUUGAAUGAAAAGAGAUUAAUAGACUGUAUUGCAUUUACGUAAGGUUUAGGCCAGAUGUGUAACAAAAUGUUAUUAUUAAUUUGCUAUUAUUUAUUAGUGUAAGUUAUUGCCAAUUUGAGACAUUUUUGUUUAUAAGGUAUUUACUAUUUAGUACAUUUUUACUUUUUGUAAUUUAUAAAAUGUAAUAAACUAAAAUGUAUACAUUUAUUACAUUGUAUAAAACAUUAUAAACGUUUAUAGGCAGGUAAUAGAAUUUUGUUCUAAGGUAUAUAUAGAUAAAUAAAACGAUUAUAAAGAACAUUCA